Molecule: messenger RNA, 5560 nt
Organism: Rhineura floridana
Lineage: Eukaryota; Metazoa; Chordata; Lepidosauria; Squamata; Rhineuridae
Gene: FOXJ1
Product: forkhead box J1
Exons: 3
Coding region: 818-2158 (446 amino acids)
Biological process (GO): regulation of DNA-templated transcription
Molecular function (GO): sequence-specific DNA binding; DNA-binding transcription factor activity
Source: RefSeq, a predicted model, not a curated record
AAUAAUGGGCAUCUGGGAGCUGUUUCAAGUGCACUUUAAUUUGUCUUAAUGAAACUCACAGCAAAUAAUUCCCAAGCGCCCCCUUUGUGCAGUGACCACAUACCAAUCAGCCACCCCGAAGCAAAGCAGCGUAUGGUACGCAGAGCCACUCCCCCUUCUCCUCACGACGCGCACAUACACAAAGGCGGGCACGCACGUUUAGAAAGAAACCCUGUUUUUAUUUUAAAACGCGUGUCUUUAACUAGAUAGCUAGAAGAGCCGAACUUUAAGGUUUCAUAGCAUCCUCCCUUUCUGCCCCCCCCACCUCGCCACCCCGGAUCCGUGACUAAAAAUUAACUGGUGGCAAAAGAGGCAGGUAGGAGGAGGGAGAGAUUGAUAGGGUGACAAAACAAAGUUUGUGCAAAGUAGCAGAACUGCAGAGAGAGAAAGAAAGAGUAAGAGACUGUCAAGUGAUUGCGCUCUCCAUGGAGAUCCAAGGACCAAUGAGAGGGACAGAAGCUGUUUAUAGAGGCGGAGCGUCUCCAUAGCAUCCAGAGAAGCCUUUUGGAGCAGCUACUUAUUGACAGUCAUUCUGUUGCUUACAAAUCACAGCGGCUCUGGAAUAAAAGGGCUCUGGCAGCGAGGGGAGUAAUAAUUUAUCCAACGGGAGAAUAGUAGAAAUUUACCCUAUUUCCCUCUCCACCCCCCACUUCACCCCGUUGAACAUUCAGCGUUUAGUAGUAAACAUUUGGUAGCAGUGGGAUUUCACCGCAGGAUCAGGAUUGUUACCCCCUGCCCUUUCCCUUCUUACCCCUUCCUGCUCUUCCACAAUUCCUGAAUGUUGGACCUGCCUAUUUUGGCUUCCACUGAUAUGACUGACAGCUGGCUGAACAUGCAGUCUGAGGAAGAGAAAGGCCAGGAAGGCAGCAUGGUGGAUUCAGGCAACCUAGACGACAGCUUGACCAGCCUACAGUGGCUUCAAGAAUUCUCCAUCAUGAAUGCGAACAUGAGCAAAUCAACCUCUUCCCCAUGCAGCACAGAUCCUCAUGGUUAUCACAAAAUUCCUGGCUCUGCUGCACCGUGUUCCCCUCUAGCUGGUGACCCAGCUUGCAUGGGGAUGCCCCAUACCCCUGGUAAGCCAAUCUCUUCCUCCACAUCCAGGACUACACAUCUGCAAGGCCAACCAUUGGAAGACAUAGAUUACAAGACUAAUCCCCAUGUGAAGCCUCCUUAUUCCUAUGCCACACUCAUCUGCAUGGCAAUGGAAGCAAGCAAGAAAACCAAAAUCACCCUUUCAGACAUCUAUAAAUGGAUUACGGAUAAUUUCUGCUAUUUCCGGCAUGCAGACCCCACAUGGCAGAACUCCAUUAGGCACAACCUGUCCUUGAAUAAGUGUUUCAUCAAGGUACCACGAGAGAAGGAUGAACCGGGAAAAGGUGGAUUCUGGAAGAUUGAUCCCCAGUAUGCAGACAGACUGAUGAAUGGGGCGUUCAAGAAGCGCAGGAUGCCCCCUGUGCAAAUCCACCCAGCUUUUACCGGAAGAAUCCAACCAGAUGCCAGCUCCAGUUCUUCUGCUCACCAGGCAGCAACAUCUUGGAAAAACAGCAGCAUCUUGAAAAUCAAUAUGGAGUCUCAGCAGCUGCUCAAAGAGUUUGAAGAAGUCACCAGUGACCAGAACUGGAACCCGGUGGAUGGGAAAAUGAGCCAUAAACGCAAGCAGCCACUCCCAAAGCGGAUGUACAAGACAGCCCGUCUCUCCAGCUCCCCUAUGCUUACUCAGGAAGAACAGACAGAGCUUGGGUCUCUGAAAGGUGACUUUGACUGGGAAGCUAUCUUCGACACCUCUUUAAAUGGUGGCUUCUCCACUUUUGAGGAUCUGGAGAUCACUCCUCCUAUUAGUCCGAUAACCAGAGAUGUAGACUUGACUGUGCAUGGAAGACAUAUUGACUGCCCACAAGAGUGGUGCCCAGCUGGGCAGGAUUACAUCCUAACUGAAUCCAACCAGAACAGCUUGGACUUUGAUGAAACCUUUAUUGCCACUUCUUUCCUUCAGCAUCCCUGGGAUGAAGGAAGACAUGAUUACCUCUCGAGUUCUGUCAACAUGGAUCCACUCUUUGAACUCAAUGAUCCUUCUUUGCAGACGGAAAUGAAUGACUGGAGCAAUGCUGGAUGUCUUUAAUAAGAGAGAGCCCUGGUAGGAAGGCUCAAGAUCAUCCCAGACUGGUCUGCUGUAUGAACAAGACUGACUCAGUGCUGCAGGACUUGAUGAACAGGAGAAACGUCUAGCAAACAAGGCAUCUUUAUUAUUGGGACCAAGGGGAUCACAGAGGUGUCAGGGUGGGGUGGGGGUGGGGGAAGAUCUGGAGAAUUUGGCUGGAUGUAUCUGAAAGCAACACAUAUGGGGAACUCUGUACCCCAAAGGACAACCAAUAAUAAUAAUACAGUACUUAUUUUUGUGUUCUUUUAAAGAAAUAUGGAUUUUUCUACUUUGGGGGUGGAGGGAUUUGAAAAGGGCAUAUCUUCGUUGUAGGGGAGAGGAUGACAUUUGAAUAGGAUGGAAGAGCUGGCCUUUUCUGGUGACUAAGAACACGUUUGAUCAUCUGUAAUUUCCUCUUCCUUCUGUCCAUUUGCUUCUCUCCCUCCCUCCCUCCCUCCCUCCCUCCCUCUCUCUCUCUCUCUCUCUCUCUCUCUCUCUCUCUCUCUCUCUCUCUCCCCCUCUCUCUCGUGUGAGUGUGUUUGCAUUGUUUCUACCCAGGGAAAAUUUCUAGGUACAACAUGGGACAAUUAAGUAGCAAAUAUAAUUCUCACCUGUAUUCUAGGAGUUUAAGCCACCAGGCUACUCUAGGACUAGUUUAGAUGUUGAGAUCUGUAUAUUCAGAAAUGAAUCAACAAGUCAAGAUCUUUCAGGAUUUUAAAAUAGAGCCUAUUAUAUAUCUAUACAUCUAUUACAAAACCUAUAUUUUUAGCUACAGGGCACAAUCAGUAGAGUAUUGGUGGGGGUGGGGAUGAGGAUUGUUUGUAAUAAUGUUAAUUAAGAUUGAAGUGUAUCAAGCAUUUGUUAUAUAGAGGGAAAUGUAAUAAAAUAUGCAAGUGGGAAUUCCUGCCAGUAGAGGAUUUUCAAAAAUCCACAAAUGAGGACCUGAUAUUCUCUAGAUGGUCCUUUUUACUUAUUUUUGUAUCUCAAAUUCUUUACAGUUCUGCAGUCUUGACUGACUAUGUAUGCUGUAAAGCCUAGACAUGAAGUUGUGGCAGGCAGACCCUCCACGUUAUGGACUACUAACAGAGUGCUGUACCCUUUUCUAACCGGAAGCUAUGAUCACAUGUCAGACUCCGGACAAUCAGUUGCCAAGUCAACUGAUCAAUAAUGAAGGGCUAUUAUUUUCCACUCCUUUUGGCCAAGCAACCAUGGGAACUUUAAAAAGAUUUCUUUGCUUUAGUUCAUGCCUCCUUAUGUUUGAGUCUUCAGCCAGUGAGAGUGCUCACGUUAUUCAGUGGCUCUAGACUUCAGUGAAUGAUUGCAAGGCAAAGACUAGUAGCAGUGGACACUGCAAAUGAAAGAAGAAUCUAAAGCUUCGCUCUGCCUUCUUAUUCAGCUUCCAUCCUAGAACUGAAGUUGCUACCCAACUAGAUGUUUUAGCCCAAAGCUAAUGUUAGCCAACAAUCAUAUUAAAAUCUGAUUAGAUUCAAAUAAAGUAAACUGUGCAUAUUUACAAUAGUUAUGGAGGUUCUCUCUGGAAACAUGGCAGCCUUGUCUGCCACAUGAUUAUAGUCUGCAUAUGUUACAUUUUGAAAGAACUAAACAAUGGUUCCACAGCCACUUGAAGGAUAGAGCUGUAUUAUCUGUAUUCAGCAGAUGCAAAAACUAAUAGAAUGCUUACAAAGCAAACUUCAAUUAUUUUUUCUUUACUUUCCUGCAUCUCCCUGAAGAUGCACACCCACAUGCAUUAUCUGUUUUGAAAUGUUAAUGUUUUCAUGCACUUAAUCAGACUACCCCAAUGAUUUUCUAGUGGGGAGAGGCCACAUCCUCAGGAUAAAAGCCCAGGCACUAUAUUUCUCUAUGAGAAAUAUGAUAAACUGUGAUACAUGCCUACUUAUAACCACAAUUGUUCACAUCAGAUUAUUUUUUCUGCCUAUCCAUUUAUUUUAAUGAAAGAGCUAUACUUCCAGGGACAAUCAUUUGACACUUAGAGAUGGCUAUUUCCCAUGCUACAUUCUCCAUAUUCACAAUUGCAGGAAUAACGUACAUCAUGGGCACAUUCAUUACCUUGCUCAAGAAAAAAGAAUCCAAAUUUAGUUCUUUGCCGUAUGCUACCAAUAUUAGUCCUGUGCUUGUAUUAGUGGGCAAGGAGAGAUGUGGCAAUGAAGUAUUGAUAAUUCAUAGCACGUUUAGUAUUCAGUGUGCUUUACAAUCAUCUUCACACCAUCCCUCUAAGGUAGUUCAUUUGUUCUCUCUAUUGAAAGAAGACUGAAGGCCUUUCCAAAAGAUCUUGGGUGGUUUUUGUGUAUGUCUGUGCAGUAAAUGUGGAUUUGGUUCUGAGUUGUUGCGCAGUGUCUACACACAUCUCCUCUUGAGACUGCACUGUUGUUAUGGACAUUUUCCAAGCACUUGACUCAAAUGUGAUAUUUUGUAUCCAGGGAAAUGCAGGACUUACCCUAGAGUGCAUGCAAUCAGUCUAGAAAGGGCAGCCAAUGGACUACAUCCAACCUCUGAGGUGUUUUUAAGUGAAAUCGAGCACUUAUGGGUUCUGAGCAGCACCAAGACAGUUCCAGAUUUUGGGGAGGGGGGCACCAUUUAUUCCUCCUGCAGCAUCAGCCUUGAAGCAUCUGCAAGAAGGUAGGAUAUAGAUCCUAAAAUAAAAUAAAAUGUCCUGAGCAUGGAGCUUGCAAGUUCUACAUUCCUAAAGGGGAAUGAAUCCAGACCUUGUGGAAACUACAAUUGUUCUCCCUUGUGACAUUCACAAAUGAAUUGCCACUACCUGCCCAGUCACAAGGAUUUGGGUGCUAAAGCAUACGAAACACGAAAUUGGCAAUAUCUGAUCUAAAAUAUAUUGCCUCCAAAGGUCUAAAUGUAAAAAUACUUCUCUAGAGACACGUGUAUACACACACACACACCUCUGAAAAGUUAUGGGUUCAUAACCUGAAAACACAGUAAUGGAAGGCAAAGUAUAUUCAUGUUUCGCAACAAUUUGGGACCAGCUGGUAUUAAUUUUGCUAAUAAAAAUCAACAGAGCUUCCUGGAGCUGAGCAGGAUUCAGCCCUCCAAUUGAUUUGUAGUAGGAGUGUGGAAGAUUAUCUGGGAAUCACAUGGACCACCUAAACAUAAUUGCGGGGUAGGGGUGAGAGGGGACCACUGACACGGAAUUCAAUAAGAACAAUUCAGAUUCUAACCCACUCUUUUGUUGUUGGAAAUGUUGUUAAUUUACAGUUACUUAGACUGCUAGAUUUUUUAUUUUUUGAAGUGUGUUUAGAUUAAUGAAAAAUAGCAAACUAGAAGCGUUUGUUGUUAGAAACAAUAUUAAAAGCCUUAAUCAUGUCCAUAGAUAUGUGUACAUUUUUUCUUGUUUAUUGAAAAAUAAAAAUU